UCAACAAACGAUCAUACACUGCGCCCUACUAACGUUGUGUUUUGCGAGUUCUCACAUGCGCUGUAGCGAUCGUGUCGCCGAGACGCGUGUUUCGUUCACGCUGACGUCAGAAACCUAACCUAUUCCAGUCUCGUAGAUCGUAAAAAUGGUAACAGAAAGUGAUUCAGUCGUGUAAGAGAUUCUGUGGCGGGUUGUCUUGUCGUCUUAUAUUCGUAGUAGUUCCGCUUAAGUCGUUUGUGCUCGCAGCCCACGUGCGUCGAUUUACCGGUGCGCGAUUGAUUUUUGCGUAAUGGGCGAAGAAUCACAAGCCAGUGACGGGAAAGUUGUUCUAAAGCGUAAAAUAACACUGUUUAAUGGAGUGGGAAUUAUAAUUGGGACUAUAAUCGGCUCUGGAAUUUUUAUUUCGCCAACUGGAGUUUUUUUAAACACUGGAUCGGUAGCUGCUUCCUUGAUAAUAUGGCUUGUCUGUGGACUUCUUUCCACUCUAGGAGCUCUCUGCUACGCCGAGCUCGGGACUUCCAUCACCAGAUCGGGUGGCGACUACGCGUACAUCUAUACAGCCUUCGGGCCGCUCCCGGCGUUUCUUAGGAUGUGGAUAGCGCUGCUCAUCAUCAGGCCGACGACACAGGCCAUUGUGGCGCUGACCUUCGGGCAUUACGUCGUGAAGCCGUUCUUCCCUGAAUGCAGCCCGCCUCAGGACGCUGUCAAGUUACUGGCUGCGGUGUGUCUAUGUAUCCUGACCGCCAUCAACUGCAUCAGUGUACGAUGGACGAUGCGCAUCCAAGAUGUGUUCACCACUUCGAAACUCCUGGCGCUGGUGGUCAUCAUCAUCUCUGGAAUCUACUAUUUGUGUGCAGGUCACACAGAGAACUUCGAAAAACCUUUCGAGGGCGACUACAGCGCGGGAAAGGUGGCACUGGCUUUCUACUCUGGCCUCUUUGCUUUCGGAGGUUGGAACUACCUCAAUUUCGUCACGGAAGAACUUCAGGAUCCUUACAAGAACUUGCCGCGUGCGAUAUGGAUCGCUAUGCCGAUGGUGACCAUUAUCUACGUUAUGGCCAACAUGGCCUACUUCGCCGUAGUUUCGAAGGGGGAGAUGAUGACUAACGCUGCUGUCGCUGUGGUCUUCGGCGACCGUCUAUUUGGUGGCUGGCGCUGGCUGAUCCCCGUUUUCGUAGCCCUGUCGACCUUCGGAGGGGUCAACGGGGUUUUGUUCACGUCAGCUCGGCUGUUCGCGACGGGAGCGCAGGAGGGACACAUGCCGGCCUUCUUCACGCUGUUCCACGUGAACAGACAGACGCCUAUACCGUCGCUUAUUUUUACUUGUCUCUUCUCCUUACUCAUGUUGACGACAAGCAACGUGUUCGAUCUGAUCAACUACUUCUCGCAAACGCUGUGGCUGUCCGUCGGCGCUUCCGUGGUGGGUAUGCUCUGGCUGCGGCGGACCAAGCCCGACAUCCCGCGCCCCAUCAAAGUUAACAUCAUCAUCCCUUACGUGUUCCUCAUCGCCAUCGCCUGCCUAGUGAUUAUCCCAGCUAUCACCCAGCCAAAGGACACCGCCAUCGGCCUCGCCAUUCUCCUCUCAGGAAUACCCGUAUACUACCUCUGCGUUCGGUGGAAGGACAAACCUAACUCCUACCACUCCUUCUCCGGCUGCAUACUCAGGUUCCUACAGAAACUCUGCUCAUGCAUCUACGUCGACUCCUCCGAAAAACUCGCCGAUAGUUAAAUUAUAUUUAAGCAUAUAAAGGACCAAUAUUUACGCUUAUAGUAAGUGUUAAAAGGCAUUUAUUGGACGAGCUUAUUUACACGGAAUACGUUCAACUUUUACAGACAACAAAAGUUAUAUUUUUGAGAUGUGAUAUUGUGAUUUCAUACAUUUUUGCACGUUUGUAAAUUAUGCACAAAACAUUAAAUCAUUGUUCAUAUAAAAUACGUAAUAGUUGACAAUACUGCUAGAAAUAGUUUUGCACAAAAUAGCACUUGAUUUUACAUUUGCAAAGAGUCUUAAGAGACGGUUUUAAUUAUAUGAAGAUCUAAUUUACACAGAUAGCUUAUUAUACACUAAAUUGUCGACGUUAUUGCUAUAGCCAUUGUAGGCAAAAUGUAAUCGUAAUCUCUCUUACUAGGUAAUGAUUAAAGUAUAGAAGUGAAUGGAUGAAGGACAAAGUAGGCCGCUUUCGCGCUCGUUUAUAAGUUUAUUUCAUGAUUUUUAUCAAUAUUUGUUACGAAAAUAACGUAACGUGCACCGUAUGACUGCAAAAUGGUUGUUUCGUACAUACGAGUAGGCGCCAACCUUAUUUAAGGAGAUGUAGAGAAACUGCGUACUUAUCUACAAGGACUGUCUCGGAGUAACUUUCAUUCCAAUAAUGAUUCAUUCCAUGGAAAAUGAUUACUUAAAACCAGAAAUAAAUAGAAAGUAAGUAAAUACAUAGCUUUUCUCUAUACCUUCUCCAUUUCAGCGUUGGUUAAAUCAAUAGUUACCUACUUGUUGCGCUCUUCUGCAGCUAUUUACCUACCCCCAACUGUUAAUUUAUUACACGUUUUUAACAAAAGUUUUCUCAAAUAAAAUGUCAACAUACUUGUGUAUAAAAACAAAUCGUACUUCAUUCAUUAAUACCCAUUCUUAAUAUUAUCGAAGUAAGUAAUUAUUAACCAUUCAGUAUUUUAGCUGAUGUAGUUAAGAUCUUAAUGUACAAUCUCUGCUCUUGUUCUAGGAGUAUUUCUUACUUUAUUCUUUAUCUAAACGGAAAUUCAACAUAAUGGUUUUCUCGAGAACUUGUAUAGUUUGCUGUUAUUAUUGAAAUCUAGAGAUACAUACAAAAUAUCUUCUUGAUAACAUGUUAAUUUUGAUAGAAUCUUUAGCAUAUUUCUUUACCUAUAAUCUAUCUAAUGAAUAUCAUCCGAAACAUGUAAAUACGCAGGUUUAAAUUUUUAAUGAAAAUUAGAUACCUACCUGCGACAUUUGACUUUUUUUAAACGUUUCAAGGCAACUUUCACACAAUGGAGGUAUUUAUGAACGCCUCAAGGAAAAUGUAAAGCAAAAUAUCUAACAGACACAAAAUAGUUGAGCUACGAGUGCUACGACGCAUUACUUAUGCACUUUUUUUUUUACAAAAUACAGGGUGUUAUCUCCUGAUACCUAUGCUGUGUGGCCGUGCAAAUAGUCUCAAAAGGCCUUUUCAAGCAUCACUGAUACAACUUGAAACCAUAAACUACAAACGUAGAGAUUAUUUUAUGGCUAAGGAACAUUUAUUUAGUGUAUGAUUGUAUUUAUAUGGAUAAGGUACUUUUAUACGUUUCUUUGCGACUUUUAGCAUUUUUCAUAAAGCUACUCAUAUAUUUUAUUAUAGACUAGGUAGGUAUACAUAACUAUUUAUCUACAAUUAUAUUACAUUCCUGUCAUUAAACGUGUUUAGAUAAUGUAAACGUAUAUUUAAGGCAACGUAUACUGAAAUUUUGCUACGAAAAGUUAUUUUAAUAUUAUUUAUUGAGUUUUAAAUUUUAACGUUUUUUAUGUUACAUGCUUAAUGGUAGACAUAAGUAGAUAAUUUCUUUGAUAUGACGUCACGUGUAUAAUAAAAACAAAUUACCACUCCUUUGCGUCGCGCUACCCGACUGCGAUUAACACUUUCCAAGUGUUAUAAUAAGAUCUAAUUAGAGUCUAGAUAAUUUAUUAACCGGUCUGAUUCUGUUCCUCGAUCGUGCCCAUCAUCCGCUUCUGGACGUUCCUAUACUAUACCUUUUAAAUCUGCAAUACCUACCUAUUAAGGCAAGCUGGUAUUACUAAAAUAUUAUUGUAUUGUUUUUAUAUUACCUAGUUAAUUCAGAGCGGCAGCGUGCAUGCACAAAAUAGGAUCCUAUUUUGUGCUGCAUGCGAGAAGCCUAGACUGGAUAACUUGGAUAUCCUCGUCCCUAACACAUCUAUCUAUACAAUGUGCCCGGGCAUGUAGUGAUCAAACUUUAAAGGCCAAAUCUAGGGACAAUUUUAUCGAUAAAAAUACUUCAAAUUUGGGGCUUGACCCAUUUAUCACAAAAUUACAAGGAUUUUUGAUGUUUUCUAUUUUUAGUUUUCACCUCUUCCUUCAAAAACAAGUGAAAGCGUGGGUAGCUUAACAUUAAUAAGCAAAUAUUUUAUAUCAUGCGAUAGCCAAUAAAAUUAUCUAUUAGUAGAAGUAGAAAACAGACACAAGUUUCAUACAUUUCAUACAAGUUUUCUACUUCUACUAAUAGAUAAUUUUAUUGGCUAUCGCAUGAUAUAAAAUUUUUGCUUAUUAGUGUUAAGCUACCCACGCUAUCACUUGUUUUUGAAGGAAGAGGUGAAAACUUAAAAUUCAAAACUUAAAUCCUUGUAAUUUUGCGAGAAAUGGGUCAAGCCCCAUUUGAAGUAUUUUCAUCGAUAAAAUUGUCCAUAGAUUACGCCCUUAAAGUUUGAUUACUACAUGCCCGGACACACUGUAUAAAUAAAAAUGAAUUGAUGUUCGUUAGUCUGAUUAAAACUCGAGAACGGCUGGACCGAUUGAGCUGAUUUUAGUUUUAAAAUGUUUGUUGUAAUCCAGGUGAGCAAAUACGCGCGCGAUAUUGUUUUUCUGUGACAGACAAAAUUCCACGCGGGCGAAGCCGCGGGCGGAAAGCUAGUUAGUAAUAAAAAUUACUUGGUUAAUCCAGUUAUUGUAUCUGUUCCCCCGGGCCAGUGGGUAUGCAUCCCCUGGGUCAGUGGGUAUGCAAUUUCAUGCAUUUCCUGACGAAAAAAAAAAGUUAUUGUAUCUGUUCUGUGGACUGUUUGUUUCACCCUGUAUUCGUGAACAAAAGAAGUGGGAGUUCUUAAUGCAAUGCAAGUAAAAAAAAAUAUUUCGCGGUUGACGUUAAAUUAUUUUAUUUAUUUUAAUAAUAAGUUUUGUAACUAAGGUAGUUAAAAAUAAAUAUCAUGGUUAUAAGAAGUAUCCUAUCAAUAUUAGGUUCAAUGAUUGCGGAAUAAUGUUAAAUAAACUUUAUGUCUGUUU
This is a messenger RNA of Ostrinia nubilalis (European corn borer), 5003 nucleotides long. It is a transcript of the gene JhI-21, whose product is annotated as large neutral amino acids transporter small subunit 2. Gene Ontology annotation, biological process: amino acid transmembrane transport. Gene Ontology annotation, molecular function: L-amino acid transmembrane transporter activity. The transcript has 7 exons. The record is from RefSeq and is a predicted model, not a curated record. NCBI's taxonomy places the organism in Eukaryota, Metazoa, Arthropoda, Insecta, Lepidoptera, Crambidae. The coding region runs from base 290 to 1729 and encodes 479 amino acids. Gene Ontology annotation, cellular component: membrane.